Molecule: messenger RNA, 750 nt
Organism: Alternaria postmessia
Lineage: Eukaryota; Fungi; Ascomycota; Dothideomycetes; Pleosporales; Pleosporaceae
Exons: 2
Coding region: 1-750 (249 amino acids)
Source: RefSeq, a predicted model, not a curated record
AUGCUUCCACCAAAAAGCGAUCCCGACUACGAAGAGCGAUUAGAGCUUCUUUCCAAUAUCCAAGAUCAGUGGGAUCCCAGGACAGAAUGUAGCAGGCUCAUCCCUAAAUCCAUGCGGUACGAUAGCUCCAUCAGUACCUGGCCUCUACCAGUCCUACGAGGCAUAAGCGCCCUCGCUAAUGAUAUGCCGGGCGAUGACGCGUGGAAUGAAGUUUACGAUCUACUGGAAGAAGGACAGAAGAAGAGGAUGAAGGACAAGUCAAACAAUCUGCCAGCACAGAUACAGCUAAGCGAUUUAGAGUAUGUCCGACAACACUAUGGUGGGGAUGAGCCGAUUGAACGGGAAAAAGGAAAGGGAAAGUUGGUUGGUAAGGAUGAGAACGUGGAUGAUACAGGAUUGAUUGCCAGAGACAACGACAGCCUCGUCAGCCAAUCUGGCAACUUCACCAGCAGCGUCGGCAUCACAACAGCAAAUAAAGAAAAUCCACAGUAUAAGCAAGGUGGCAUCACCGCGUCAGAGCACGACAACGAAACAGAUUCUCUUCCACCAUCGAUUCUCCCCGACGACACAGAGGCCGUUAGAUUUCAGAAGUGGAAUCGCUGGAUACAACACUAUUGGAAUGUGGAUGACUGCAAGGACCUCAUUCCUGACGACAUGUUUGAAAGAGCUCCAAAUAGAAAACCAAAGCGUGGCGGGAGGUUAGAGAACUUCAGAGGCUCGUACAAAGGUGAGCUCCUAGAGCAACUUUAA